Aspergillus fischeri NRRL 181 is the source of this 1023-nucleotide messenger RNA. RefSeq names its product zinc-binding alcohol dehydrogenase family protein. Bases 1 to 1023 code for a protein of 340 amino acids. NCBI's taxonomy places the organism in Eukaryota, Fungi, Ascomycota, Eurotiomycetes, Eurotiales, Aspergillaceae. Gene Ontology annotation, molecular function: oxidoreductase activity, acting on NAD(P)H. The record is from RefSeq and is a predicted model, not a curated record. The transcript has 3 exons.
AUGGCCAUUGGAUUGAAUCCCAUCGACUGGAAAGGACCUGCAUACAACUUUGGAAUCCCAACCCUGCCAUGGAUCAACGGCCGUGACUUAGCUGGAGAGGUCAUCCAGGUGUCCGAAGGCUGUUCCCGUCUUCGAGUCGGUGAUAUCGUCCUGGUUCCGUCCACGGAUUACCGCGAUAUGCGCAAGGCUGCAUUUCAGGAAUAUGCAGUAGCGACGCAUUUCAACGCCGCUCGCAUUCCGCCGACAGGCAAUAUACAUGCCUCUGCGUCUUUGGGGGUGGCCUUUGUUGCAGCUGCUCUGGCACUGGGCGUCUCUUUCGGGUUGGAUUUUGGCCGUAUUCAGAGAUGUCCUGGUCCGGACCUUCCUGGAGCCCUCUUGCAGAUCGACCGCAAGGAGCUUCCGACAGAUAUAACGGAUGAGUGCUUUCGAUCAUCUUCGAAAGCGGAACGAAUAACGCCAGGGGACUGGCUUGUAAUCUGGGGAGCAUCUACAACGACGGGGUAUAUCACUCUACAGCUUGCCAAACUAGCGGGAUUAAAGGUCAUCUGCGUGGCCGAUGUAGCUCGGCACGGUGCCAAACUCCUCGAUGCUGGAGCAGACCUACUCGUUGACCGCCACGAUACCGCAAGAGCCGUGGAAAUCAUCCGCGGCGUAACCAAGGAAAGGCUGCGAUAUGCUAUUGAUAUUGUGGGCAAGGACACGGCCACUCUAUUGCAGCAGACACUUGAUUCUUCUGUGCACGAUGAUGGCUCGCAUGCGCAUCUGCUGGGGCUGACUGGGCUGCCCAAAGAGAGGGACAGCAGGAUCGUCUACCAUACUGUUCCAAUUAAACUGUUCCAUACCUCUCCUGCAGUGGGAGAGGCUAUGGUCACUUGGCUUGAGGAGCUGCUACAAACAGAGACGAUUCGAUUGCCGGAGAUUAUACUGGCAGACGGAGGACUAGAGUGUAUCAACGACUCCUUGGAGGCCUUGAGACAGGGAAAGGCAUCAGGGAAGAGAAUUGUCAUGGAUUUAAGACGAUAG